Molecule: messenger RNA, 300 nt
Organism: Penicillium alfredii
Lineage: Eukaryota; Fungi; Ascomycota; Eurotiomycetes; Eurotiales; Aspergillaceae
Exons: 4
Coding region: 1-300 (99 amino acids)
Source: RefSeq, a predicted model, not a curated record
AUGUAUGGUCUCACAUCACUAUCGCUGUUGAGCCUGAUGGUGCUCUCCGUAUCGGCGACUGCCAACGUCAAGAAAACGACGGUGGGCAUUGAAACGGCACAGACCAGCCGCGGUCUUCACGUCUCGCUGGAUGAAUGCCAUGCAGUCGAGGAAGAAGAGGUCUUCACAGUAUCUAUCCGCAAGAAGUGCCGUGUUUUCACUGGCCCCGAAUGCACCGGGCGAAACACGGUGCUUGCCCCCGGCGAUCACUCGGCCAAGGACCCGGUACCUGUGGAAGCAAUCUUCUGCCACUCGGCAUGA